Messenger RNA from Nomia melanderi (Alkali bee), 1277 nucleotides. Lineage: Eukaryota; Metazoa; Arthropoda; Insecta; Hymenoptera; Halictidae. The record is from RefSeq and is a predicted model, not a curated record.
GUGAUACUGGGCGCCCCUGCCUCCGGCAAGGGCACCAUGUCAUCCCGAAUUGUCGAACAUUUCAAAGUGGCUCACAUAUCUAGCGGUGACAAAUUACGUGUUCACAUGACCAGUGGUACCGAAUUGGGCAAGACCGUAUCGAGUUACGUGCUGUCCGGCAAAUUUGUCCCCGACGAUGUGAUGAUCUCGAUGAUAAACAAGGAAAUCGAAACGGUGAACGACAAAAAUUGGCUGUUGGACGGAUUCCCGAGAACGUUGCAGCAAGCGGAAAAGCUGCAGAAAGUUCAUCCCGUGAACCUUGUCCUCUACCUUGACGUGCCGGUGUCAGUGAUUCUGAAGCGCGUAGAGAACAGAUGGGUUCAUUUGCCCAGCGGCAGAGUCUACAAUAUCGGAUUCAACAGUCCCAAAGUGCCAGGCAAAGAUGAUGUAACCGGUGAACCGUUGAGCAAAAGAGAAGACGAUAAGGUAGAGAUCGUAAAAAAGAGACUGGACAGGUACAUUGCCGAGAAUGAACCUAUUUUAGCUUUCUAUGAAGGUAUUGGUAUAUUGAAUACUUUCCGCGGUAAUACUACAGACGAGCUAUGGCCGCACGUCAAGGACACAAUCACGAAAUUUUUAUCAUAGCCGACUAAUCGCUAGAGCGUACCUCUAUGUAAAAAAAAUGCGUGUUGAACUAGUGGAGUAUCCAAACUGAUAGCGACCAUAUGCUUCCAAUAGGAUGUAAUAAUAGUACUUUAUGUGUGCAUACAUAUGUGUAAACCGUGUGACUGUAUGGAAAAUCAGAAAGGUCCAUAAUGUAUUUUUCUGUCGUUUUUCGUGUAUGUACACGUACAUACAACAUUUCUUAUCAAUAUAGUACAAAGUUGUUCAACUUUUAAACGUAUACAACUUUCACUUGCUUUACGAGCAUCGUAUUUUAUACUAUGUCUUCAACAUUCUGUAUCACGACGCACACCUUAUUUUAAUAUUGUCACAUCAGAUUUGACAUGUUAUGUUAUGAUAAGAAAGAAACAAAUAUUCUAACAAUAACACGAAAGAACGUUGCCAAUUGUAAAUACGCUAAUUUACGUAAGUUAGCAAUGAGUUCGAUUUGUCAUUUUUUUAUGGAAAUUAUUUGUAAGUAUGGUAUAUUGUAAUACAAAUGGGAUCAAAGAAAUUGGAGCUAUGAAAUAAUUGUUGGGCUUGUGUAAUGCAAAUGUAUUAUAUAUUCUGUUUAUAAUUGUUCUAGAGAAAAUAAAGUGAAUUUGCGACUCUAAAGAGGUAAUAAACAUUGAAAG